Molecule: messenger RNA, 345 nt
Organism: Lolium rigidum
Lineage: Eukaryota; Viridiplantae; Streptophyta; Magnoliopsida; Poales; Poaceae
Product: 60S acidic ribosomal protein P2-2-like
Exons: 1
Coding region: 1-345 (114 amino acids)
Biological process (GO): cytoplasmic translational elongation
Cellular component (GO): ribosome; cytosolic large ribosomal subunit
Molecular function (GO): structural constituent of ribosome
Source: RefSeq, a predicted model, not a curated record
AUGAAGCUCGUGGCAGCGUACCUGCUGGCCAACAUGGCCGGGAACCCGAGCCCGACCAAGGACGACGUCCGAAAGAUCCUUGACUCCGUCGGCGCCGAGGUGGAGGAGGACAAGCUGGAGCUGCUGUUCAAGGAGGUGGAGGGCAAGAGCGUUGCCGAGCUUAUCGCUGCCGGCAACGAAAAGUUCGCCUACGCGCCGUCCGGUGCCGGUGCUGGCGUGGACUCGGCCCCCACCGCCGCGGCAUCCGGAGGCGGCGCUGCUGCCGAGAAGAAGAAGGAAGAGAAGGCCGAGGAGAAGAUAGAGGAAGAGGAGGAUGACAACAUGUUUAGCCUCUUCGACGACUAA